Molecule: messenger RNA, 840 nt
Organism: Dentiscutata erythropus
Lineage: Eukaryota; Fungi; Glomeromycota; Glomeromycetes; Diversisporales; Gigasporaceae
Source: the annotation of a GenBank genome assembly
AUGAGAAAUUUUUUUCUAUCACUCGAAUUCACAACUGUUUUAUUUGUCAUCCUAGUGCUAAAUGCUUCAAAACACAUAGUCGCUUUGUGUGGUGCAGGAUUGAGUGCAGAAUCAGGAGUACCGACUUUUCGAGGUGAAGGUGGCUUUUGGAGAACUUUUCAAGCGACCGAACUUGCCACACCAAAGGCAUUCGAAAAGAAUCCAUCCCGAGUAUGGGAAUUCUAUCAUUAUCGUCGUGAAUUAGUGUUGACAAAAAAACCGAAUCGUGCCCAUAAAGCCUUGGUUGAUUUUGAAAAAAAAGUGUUAUCAGCAAAUCCAAAAACACAAACUUUUGCUGUCAUUACUCAAAAUGUUGAUGGUCUUUCAAGUAAUAUCAAAAACUUGAUUGAAAUGCAUGGUUCUCUUUUUAAAACUCGUUGUACUAAAUGUGGAGAUAGAACAGAGAAUUAUGAUUCUCCUAUUGCACUUGCAUUAAAAGGAACAGAAAACUCUCAAUUUGAUAUUAAUCUUCCGAUUGAAAAACUUCCAAGUUGUUCAAAAUGCAAAGGUUUGUUGAGACCAGAUGUUGUAUGGUUUGGGGAAUGUUUAGAUAAUGAUAUUUUGAUGAAGAUCGAUGUUGAACUAGAAAGAUGUGAUUUAUUGUUGGUUAUUGGAACUAGCGGUCUCGUCUAUCCAGCAGCUGCUUAUGCUUCGAUUGUCUCAGCUCGAGGUGGCAAGAUUGCAGUUUUCAAUAUUGAGAAAACAUAUGAUGCUGAUUUUGAAUUCAUUGGUUCUUGUGGUGAAAUUUUAGGAAAUGCUCUCAUGGUUAAUGAUGGUGAAGAUAAACAUGAGGUUGUCUAA